Polychytrium aggregatum is the source of this 789-nucleotide messenger RNA. RefSeq lists its product as uncharacterized. NCBI's taxonomy places the organism in Eukaryota, Fungi, Chytridiomycota, Chytridiomycetes, Polychytriales. The record is from RefSeq and is a predicted model, not a curated record. The coding region runs from base 75 to 548 and encodes 157 amino acids. The transcript has a single exon.
GAGCCGGCUUGCCUGCAGCGGCUGGAAUUUGGAAUCUCUCACCACACACACGCACCCGUCAAGCUCGGACAGUGAUGCCGUUCAUCUGUACAAGCUGUAUUCUAUAUUGUUCAACACAUGGAUGUUUGCGUUGGGCUGGGGAUUUGGAAAGUGGUAUGAUACCAAGUCUCCUGGAAGAAAGGGCGGGGGGGGGCAGGGCAAAGAGACGGGUGCGAGCCGACGGAUGGAUGCAGUCAAUGCAGAGUGGGGCCGACGAUGGCCGAUCGGGGAAGGAAAGGACCAAGGGCCAUAUGCAAAGGUUAAUGCAGCAGAGCGCGCAGACCAAGCUUGAUACAGAUGGGGGCGGGUACAAGCCCGAGAAGAAACAGAGUCAAAAAAAAGAAAAGGACAUUCCCAACACCGAAAGCGAGCCGGCACAACUGAGAAAGGCAGCGUCGUCGAUGGUGGUCAUCAUAAAAGGAGUCAUAGGCCACGAAAGAACCGUGGAGAGCGUGGUGGUGGGGGGGGGAGACAAAGCUGGAGCAAGCCAAUGGAAUCGCUGUGUCUGAGGAGGGGGGGUUUAAGUCUGCCAUAGAGACAUGUGGAAUAUGCAGACGAGACCGGAGACAAACUUGUUACUCGAUCCAUGGCGACUGUGGAGAGAUUCUAUGAAACGGGCCAAGGGUCGAUUGACGGCUUGGUCGAAUAACUUGCUGAAGAGUACAUAUUUUUGUUGCUGCUGCGGCGGCGGCGGGAGGCCAGGUGAUGCAGUAGCGAAAAAGAAAAAAUAGAAAAAAAGAAAGCCAGGGC